Hermetia illucens (black soldier fly) is the source of this 1105-nucleotide messenger RNA. RefSeq names its product complement component 1 Q subcomponent-binding protein, mitochondrial (gene P32). The transcript is spliced from 6 exons. The record is from RefSeq and is a predicted model, not a curated record. Bases 126 to 983 code for a protein of 285 amino acids. Gene Ontology annotation, biological process: cytosolic ribosome assembly. NCBI's taxonomy places the organism in Eukaryota, Metazoa, Arthropoda, Insecta, Diptera, Stratiomyidae. Gene Ontology annotation, cellular component: mitochondrial matrix.
UCCAUUUCACAUUCACGCGACAUCCAAUUGUAAAGAAGUGUGGUGCCCGUUCGCCGGUAGUGAUCCAGUUCUGUCAUAUUUUUCACAUUAUCUAAAAGUUCCGUGAAAUACAAAUUACUUCCAAAAUGAGUGGAUUGGCGAAAACGAUCUUCAGACUGCCGUCCUUGAUGGGAUUAACAAAUGGUAUGCGAAGUACCAUGGGAAAACGUGAAUUCACGAGAACUCUUUGGCACAUGUGUAAGCGACCCGAGGAUCGGCUAGGCGUUGUGGGCAUUACUAAUCCUAGCAUGGCCUGCAAAUGCGGAUGCGGCGGACGACAUGUCCAUACAAAAGGAGAACGUGAGUUAGUUGAAUUUCUCACAGAAGAAAUCGUAGCAGAACGUAAAGCCCAAAAAAUAAAAACCAUUCCAACUGAAGUUGAGGGCUUUAAAGUAAAACUAAAUGGAGCCGAAGUCGAAUUAACUAAACAAACAGAUAAGGAGAAAAUUGUAAUUUCCUUCAACGUGAACCACACUGUCGAUGCCGAUGACGAUGCCGAAAUCGACCCGUCAGCGGAGAAAGGAGAGUUUGCUGAAAUGAAGAGCCGACCGCAAUUCGAAGUCGAUAUCGUCAAAGGGGAUACGACAGUAUCAUUUACGUGUUCAUACCUACAAGGACAAGCACAAGAGGGCGAAUAUGAUGAUGUGUUCGGCAUCGACGAAAUGACCAUUUUCAAGGGUGAAUGGAAUGAUAAAGUCUACGCAGUCGCCGGUGAUGUUUUAGACGGGUAUUUGUACGAUCUUCUCAUGAAUCUUCUUGAGGAGAAAGGAAUCAGCAAUGACUUUGCCGAAAAACUUUCCGAUCUGAGCACGGCUUACGAGCACUCAUCAUAUGUCGGUCUCUUGGAGAACUUGUCCAAAUUCACGACAGGCCCCGCCGAAAUGUUGGUGGAAAAGCAAAAUUUAGAAGAGAAAGAAAGCGUUCGAGUAUCCGAAACAAAAUAAAUUUAUAACUUCAUCCCUGCAGCAGAGUAUGAAUAAUUUCGGUUGAAAUGAACGUACAAAAAAAAAAGAAGAUAUUUAUUAUGCCUUUUUGUUGAAAUAAAAUUUAGUUCUUGUAAAGCGAA